Messenger RNA from Emiliania huxleyi CCMP1516, 1848 nucleotides. RefSeq names its product ubiquinone biosynthesis protein. The record is from RefSeq and is a predicted model, not a curated record. The coding region runs from base 40 to 1848 and encodes 602 amino acids. Lineage: Eukaryota; Haptophyta; Isochrysidales; Noelaerhabdaceae. The transcript is spliced from 8 exons.
CUGAAGGCCGAAGGCCCCUCGUUCGGAGGCGGGUCGUUCAUGAGGCGGCUUGCAUUCGCCUCCACCGCCGCCGCUGGUGGUGUCGCCUGGCUCUCGCAAGACUACCAGUCCGGGCCGGCGCGCACUGCUCGCAGCCUCUGCUGCGGCGUCGCGAUCGGCAUAGACUACAAGGUGGCCGGCCGCCUUCCGCACGGCUCGGAUGAGCACGCCGCCGCCAUGCGUGAGGCGCACGAGCGAGGUGCGCAGCGGCUCCUCGCGCUCUGCCGUGCGCACGGUGGCCUGUACAACAAGCUCGGCCAGUAUCUGGCGUCCAUGACGUCGGCGCUGCCACCGCAGUACACCAGCACGCUCUCGGCCUGCCAGGACCGCGCGGCGCCCGUGGCGCUCGUGGAGGUGCGCGAGACGGUGGAGACGCAGCUGGGAGCGCCGCUCGCGUCCCUCUUUGCGGAGUUCGACGACGCACCUGUCGCCGCCGCCUCGCUGGCGCAAGUGCACCGCGCUGUGCUCUCGGACGGCCGGUCAGUCGCCGUCAAGGUGCAGUACCCGCGGGUGGCAGGGCAGGUGGCCUCCGACCUCGGGUCGAUGCGCCUGCUCUCGGCUCUGGCGGAGGCUGCCUUCCCCGGCGCAGGCUACGGCUGGAUCAUCGGCGAGUUCGAGGCGGCUGCAGAGACGCCUCCUCCUCCGCCUGCCCAGCCACCGCCACACACCCGCGCGUCGACGCGCGACGAGCUCGACUUUCGGAACGAAGCGGCCAACGCCGCCGCCUGCGCCGCGCUGUUCGCCGCGGAGCCGCGAGUGCACGCGCGGGAUCGCCUCGCCUUGCCCGACGGGGCCAUGGAGGGGGCUUGCUCACUCUCAGCUGGCGUGGGGUCAGGCGCCAAGCUCGACGACCCCGCCGCGCUGCUCGCGGCCGGCGUCCAGCCUGCAGAGGUGGCGCCGCUGCUGACGGCUACUUUCUCGGCGAUGGUCUUCGAGCACGGGUUUGUGCACUGUGACCCGCACGCGGGCAACCUGCUGGCGAGGCGAAUGCCGCAGGCUGGGGCGAGAGACGGGCGGGGCGGUGGCGGCGGCGGCGGCGGCGGCGGCGCCCAGCUGGUGCUGCUUGACCACGGCCUGUACCGCCGCCUGAGCGAGGACUACCGCCUCGCAUACGCGCAGCUGUGGUGCGCGCUGCUAGCGCAGGACGACGCCGCGGGCCGCGCCGCCGCAAGCGCGCUCGGCGUGCCGCCCGACGACUACGAGACCCUCGCCAUCGCGCUCACCUUCCGACCGCCCGGCUCACGUGCUCCCCUCGGCUCGGGCAUGUCGGCGACGGAGCGGCGCGCGAUCCGCGAGCGAUACGCCAGCGUUGGGCCAGCUGAGGCGGACGGCAUGCCACGCUGCGCCUCGGCGCUAUCUCGGCUCGACCUCGGCUCGACCUCGGCUCAGUCUCGACUCAAUCUCGGCCAGGUGAACGCGUUUCUCGGCCGCCUCCCGCGCGACAUGCUCUUCGUGAUGCGGACGUGGGGCCUCGUCCGCUCGCUCAACCGCGCGUUGGGCGGCACCACUCGCCAGCGAUUCGUCACCAUGGCAACGUACGCGACGCGAGGCGCGCACCGGCGCCGCCCGUCCGCUCGCGCCGAGCCUGCGGCCGCGGGCGCGGCGUGGCUGCCCGGGCAGCUGCUCCGCGCAUGCGCUGCGUGCCGCCGCCGCACCGCGCUCUGGCUCGCGGCGUGGCGCGUGUGGAGCGCGGUGCUCCGCUUCCGAGCGCGUGUGGCGUUCGAGGGGCUGGCCGCGAGGCUUGCGCUUGGCGAGGGAGGAGGUGCGGUCGAGGGGCUGCUCGCGCCGGGCGCGAAACAGUUUGGCUAG